AUGCAAGAUUUUCUAGACUUUACUGGAAUAACAUACAAUGAAAAAAGUAUGCUGUUGGAUAUUUCUGCUAUUCCUUUAAUUGAAGAGAAAUUUACUGACGAUUUAAUAAAUUAACAACUAAUAUUGCUAAGAUCUCAAGAGAUUGUUAAGGAGCCAGAUAACGAUAAAUAAUUAACUAACCAAGCUAUUUUACUCAAGAAAAAAGUAAUAGCUUCAUUGGAAAAAUACUCAUAGAUGCUCAUCAAUAAGGAUAAUUCUAUAAGAUAAGUUAUUAAGCAGGAUUUAAUGUUAAUCAAUUCGGAAUAUCAAGUGCUAAUCAAUAUGGUAGACCAAAGUGAGAAGGUCUCAGAUGAGGUUUAAUAGAUAGUUAAAUUGUUAGGAGAGUUUAUGGAAUAAAUGACUAUUAAAUCAAAUGAGAAAAAGGAUAUCCAUUAUUCCAAGACCUUAUCUGAUUAGUAACAAAUUUACAAAAACCAUACAGAAUCACAACAAAUAAAUUCAUACGAAUGCUUUUAAAAAUAAAGAUCACUACCAACUAAACUUUAUUAAAAAUAAAGCAAUAAUUCUUUUGAAUCAGAUGAAAGCACAAUCAUAUCGAAUCAGACUGUUAGUGCUAUUAAUAACAAAAUAUCAAAAUUAAUUUCAAUAUUGAGAUCCAAUUAGGAUUAUUAAGUGAUGAUAAAUUUGGCUUAAGAAAUACUUAAUAGCUCAGAAAACAAUGAUACCUUUAGAAGAUUGAGACAGCUAUCGAAAUAAUAUGAAGAUCCUGAAGUCAAGAAACUAGUCAAAGUUUGUUAUCUGAAAUAAUUAGCUUAAGAAUAAAGCCAAACAAAUACAUCGAAAAGGGAAUUCUAUGAUUUAGUGAUAAAAAUCAAAAGCCAAAUACCAGAAAAUAAUAAAAUCCAUAAAAUGAUGAUAAGUUCUUUAUAUGAUGAAGUUGUUAAGAAAGGAGUACCAAACUCAGAAUGGGAAUCAUAUAUGAAACAAUUAUACAAUUGA
Messenger RNA from Paramecium octaurelia, 999 nucleotides. The record is from the annotation of a GenBank genome assembly. NCBI's taxonomy places the organism in Eukaryota, Ciliophora, Oligohymenophorea, Peniculida, Parameciidae.